Molecule: messenger RNA, 1583 nt
Organism: Corylus avellana
Lineage: Eukaryota; Viridiplantae; Streptophyta; Magnoliopsida; Fagales; Betulaceae
Cellular component (GO): plasma membrane
Molecular function (GO): protein binding
Source: RefSeq, a predicted model, not a curated record
UUUCUCGUGCUCAUUCAUCUGCUUUAUUUUUUAGCUUCUUCGUUUGAAGCUUGUUGAAUGUUGAUUUCAUUACAGGGAUGGAUCCCAGAUUGGUGGAGUCAGCGCUUAAUGGAAACGUUAUUGAACUGAAAAGAUUACUCGAAGAGGACUCCCUCUUACUGGAUAGAAGUUCAGUAGCCGUGUACCCUGAAACUGCCCUACACAUUGCAGCCAUGCGUGGGCAAACAGAGUUUGUGAGGGAGCUACUGAAGCUUAAACCAGAUUUAGCCACCAGAUUGGACAAGGGCGGGUUUAGCGCAAUACACAUAGCCUCUGCAAAUGGGUUUGAGGAAACAGUGAGAGAGCUAUUGAAGUUUAGCCGUGAGCUUGCCCUUCUCAAGAGCAGCGAUGGAAGGACUUCUCUUCAUUGUGCAGCUGCAACUGGGAGGAUUCAAGUCAUUAGGGAAUUGGUUGGCUUUUCCCCCGACUGCAUCAGAGAAGUGACGCUAAGAGGCGAGACUACGCUUCACAUAGCCGUGAAGUACAACCAAUUUGAGGUCUUUGAAGCCAUGUUUGAUAUAGUGAAGCAGCUUAACAUGCAGCAAAUUUUGAGUGCUGGGGAUGAAGAUGGCAACACUGUCUUACACCUUGCAGUUGCUAGGAAGCAGAUUCAGGUUGUGAAAUUGCUACUUGGUAGUGAUGGUAGCCAACUAAAAGCACCAGUCCUUGUGAAUCUAACCAACAAGAGUGGCUUCACUGCUUUGGAUGUGUCUGAUGUGAUACACCAAAUGGUGGGUGAACCCACUGAUUUGAUGCUCAGGGAUUUGCUUCUGCGUGCAAAAGCCUUGAGAGCGUCAGAGGUUCAACACGUUGAACCAGCUCAAGUAUUUCUUCACAGGCAGAUCUCAGUGACACAACUGCCUCCCGAGACUAGUACUCCCCAGACUCUCAGUCAGUUCUUAUUAUCUCACAUUAAACUUCUGAACCCUUUGACAUUUUUGAAAACGUUAGCAGAGGAAGUGAAAAAUUCACCAUCACAAACUCAAAAUGCUUUGCUGGUUGUGGCUGUACUUAUUGCAACUAUGACCUAUCAAGCCAUAUUAAGUCCUCCGCUUGGCGUUUCUAGCAAAGACGACGAUUCAAAAGGCAAUCCAAAAGACAAUAUUUCACAAGACGAUUAUGGAUACAUUUCACAAGUCCCUUAUGAAGGCAACUUAUACAGUAAACUCCUGGACUUCCUUCCAUUCAUGGUUCCCAACACUAUUGGAUUUUUUGUAUCGCUUACAGUGAUUAUUUUGGCUAUGGAUGAGUUUCCACUCAAAGCAUUGCUAGGGAUCGCUGUGCGUUGCAUGGGAGCAAGUUAUAUUUGCGGGCUUUUGUUGAUUGGACCUCCGACGUCGUAUACUGGUAAAAAUGCUUCCACCUUAGCCAAGAUAAUAAUAGCAAUAAUCGUCUUGAUCGACUUACUUCGCUUGACCUAUUGGUUAGUCAAGAGAUGGUUCAAAGAAACUAGACCGUCCCUACAAGCAAAUAGGCCUUUCGCAACAACAAAAUGUACCUUGAGCUAUCUAGUCAAGAAAUGGUUCAAAUAAAGUUACCCAUCA